AUGCACCGAGUGGCCUGGCCGCGGCCUGUGCAGUUGGCACACACGCGCUUGCUUCUCCACACGCCUGCUUUUGCCCUGUUGGACCCUGCUCGACACGCCAAGGCGAGGGAGGGCACGGGCAGCAGCCGCAUCAUCGCCUUCAGCCCAGCCAGGGCGCAUCCGCUGUUUCAUCGUCAUCAUUCUCCUCCUCACCACCACGACAUCCACCCUCGCGUCACCGUCAUCCCCUCACUCCCCUCUAACAUCACCAUCAUGAUCGGCCAGAACGUCGCUCGCGCCUCGCGAAGCAGCCUCCGCGCUGCCUCCCUCCUCGGCCGACGAACCAUGGUCACGCAGGAGGAGCGAUGGACGCUCGAAAACGCCCGCAACGCCGGCUCCUUCAUCGAGGGCCCCAACAAGGUCCAGCUCAGCCACGUCGUCCCCAACAUCGAGGCAUCCUGGAAGUCCCUCUCCAAGGAGGAGCAGUACGGCGUCUUCCGCCAGUUGGAAGAGCUCCAGAGGAAGGACUGGAAGGAGCUCAGCGUCGAUGAGAAGAAGGCUGCGUACUUUGUCUCGUUCGGCCCCCACGGUCCCCGCAAGCCCAUCACCGCCUCCGGUCAGGGCGCAAAGACCUUUGCCGGCGUCGUGGCCGCCCUCGGUGUCACCACCGGUGUCUUCUACCUCAUGCGUGCCAACGGCGGUGCCCCCGUCAAGACCAUGACCAAGGAGUGGCAAGAGGCCUCCAACGAGAUCGCGCUCGAACAGAAGCAGAACCCCAUCACCGGUAUCGCCAGCGACAACUACAAGGGCAAGGGUCACGUUCAGUCCGCAUAA
Messenger RNA from Moesziomyces aphidis, 813 nucleotides. NCBI's taxonomy places the organism in Eukaryota, Fungi, Basidiomycota, Ustilaginomycetes, Ustilaginales, Ustilaginaceae. The record is from the annotation of a GenBank genome assembly.